Colossoma macropomum (tambaqui) is the source of this 2714-nucleotide messenger RNA. It is a transcript of the gene camkk1a, whose product is annotated as calcium/calmodulin-dependent protein kinase kinase 1, alpha a. Lineage: Eukaryota; Metazoa; Chordata; Actinopteri; Characiformes; Serrasalmidae. Gene Ontology annotation, biological process: positive regulation of protein kinase activity; protein phosphorylation; intracellular signal transduction. The transcript has 18 exons. The record is from RefSeq and is a predicted model, not a curated record. Gene Ontology annotation, molecular function: calmodulin binding; calcium/calmodulin-dependent protein kinase activity; ATP binding. Gene Ontology annotation, cellular component: cytoplasm. Bases 629 to 2155 code for a protein of 508 amino acids.
AAUGUUUUAACGAAGCAUGGAAGUUCCACCGGCUAUCACUUCGGUCGAUCAUCGAGGCUAUUUCACAACCACAAGCCUGUUCAGCAGAGCUCUGCAGGUCAGCUCCUCCACCAAAAACCGAGCGAGCGAGAGGAGAGCCCGGUUCCCCGCUGCCCCUGCUCCCUCACUGCCAGUGCGGAAGGAAGAGUGAGAGUGAGAGGGUGAGAGGGUGGAAGGGAGGGAUGGGACGCGUUUCUGCACUCAGAGCAGAGCACAAGAAGCGGCCGAAAACCGAGGUGCGGGGGCGGUCCGCGUCGAAAUGAAAGCAGAACAUCUAGUCGGAUUCAUUUCUCUGUUGACGUGCAGUCCGGCGUCCUUGGGCUGAAGCAGCGAGUCCGAACCAAAUCACGGAGUCGGUUCAGCGAAGCCUCGCACGCUCCGAGCAACCUCGGUUUGGGAAGAGGAUCCAGGACGGCGUGGAAUUGGUGUUCAUCUGUUACAGAGAGAGGAGGUAGAGCCAGAUGUCUUUGGUGUGAGCUCACUCUGACUACAGGCCCACGUGGAGGGGUAGGGGUGAGCAGUUGAUGAAAACACUCCACACACCCCUUUCUCCCUGCCUCCGAGCUCCUCCUCCUGUGGCCCCGUCGUCAUGGCGAUGAGUAGCGAUCCUGGAUGCAUGGGGACAGAGCCUGACCCCGACCCCGAACCCUCCUCCCAGACCGAGCUGGCUGAUAAGAUGGCCGCCAUCACCAUAACAGACCCAUCAACCAAUGGGCUGAGGAAUGGGGCGGGGAUCCGGAAAGCCCCACCACAGCGACCGCACCUGUCCGGCAGGAAGAUGUCUCUACAGGAGAGAGGGACGUACCUGUCUGCAGGGGGUGGAGCCGAACGAUACCACCAUAUUUCCCCACGGGCCGCCCGCAGGCCCACCAUCGAGUCCAAGCGCGUGUCCAUCUCGGACGCACAGGACUGCAUCCAGCUUAACCAGUACAAACUGAAGAGUGAAAUUGGAAAGGGCUCUUAUGGAGUGGUCAAACUGGCUUACAAUGAGGAUGAUGACAAGUAUUAUGCAAUGAAAGUGGUCUCUAAGAAGAAGCUGAUGAAGCAAUAUGGAUUUCCACGCCGCCCUCCUCCGCGGGGUCCAAAAGCAGCCCUGGGCGAGCAGCCUAAAGUGCUUGGGCCCCUGGAGAGGGUCUACCAAGAGAUCGCCAUCCUCAAAAAGCUCGACCACCUCAACAUCGUCAAGCUGGUGGAGGUGCUGGAUGACCCAGCUGAGGACAAUCUGCACAUGGUGUUCGAGCUAAUGCAGAAAGGGCCUGUGAUGGAGGUACCUACAGAAAACCCCUUCAGUGAAGAGCAGGCACGCCUCUACUUUAGAGACAUCGUCCUAGGCAUCGAGUACUUGCACUAUCAGAAGAUCGUCCACAGGGACAUCAAGCCGUCUAAUCUGUUGCUGGGAGACGAUGGCCAUGUGAAGAUUGCUGAUUUUGGUGUUAGUAACCAGUUUGAGGGGAAUGAUGCCUUGCUCUCCAGCACGGCUGGGACUCCUGCUUUCAUGGCCCCAGAGACCCUUUCUGACAACCGCAAGAGCUUCAGUGGAAAGGCUCUUGAUGUGUGGGCAAUGGGGGUGACGCUCUACUGCUUUGUAUUUGGAAAGUGCCCUUUUAUUGAUGAGUACAUACUGGCUCUGCACAACAAGAUCAGGAGCAAGCCGGUGGAGUUCCCCGAGACGCCGACUGUCAGUGAAGGCCUGAGGAACCUAAUCCUGAGAAUGCUGGACAAGAACCCAGACAACAGGAUCACCAUUCCUGAGAUCAAGCUGGACCUCUGGGUCACUCAGGAUGGUGCUGACCCAUUGCCUUUAGAAGAAGAGCACUGCACAGUGGUGGAGGUUACUGAAGAGGAGAUUCAAAACUCUGUCAAAUUCGUCCCCAGCCUCUCUGCUGUGAUCCUGGUGAAGGCCAUGUUGCGGAAGCGCUCUUUCGGGAACCCUUUCGAGUGUCCCAGCAGGAGAGAGGAGAGGUCCAUGUCUGCCCCAGGAAGCCUGCUAAUGGACUCAUGGCCGUUCCGCCCCUCUCUAAAACUCCACCCUUCUUUAAGAAAAGGUAGCAGUGGAGAAGGUGGAAGAGAGGUGGAGCUGGAGGACCUGCAUGAAGAUGAGCCGCCCUCUUCCUGAGGGUCUUCGCCUCUUCUGACAUUCGCUGAUGACUGUACGUGCCCUGCCCUUUACUAACUACUACACUGGACAUCAAACCGAAUACUGCUGCACGCCAGUUUGCUGUCUGUUCAAGUUCAGUUCUGCUUGCACUUCUUGCUAAUUUAGUCGUAGCUCCUCUUUCCCACUCCUCUGAUGACUAUUCUUAUUCCAGAGCCUGGAUGCCAGUAGUUUAGCCUGACCACCCUUGCUUUUUGGUCCUGACUUGACCCUUCCUUCAUUCUGGACACCUGUAGCUGCAUGUCCACCAGCUCUCUUCUCCAUGAUGAUGUCAAUGGCUUCACUUUUCCCCACAGUGGAACUCCACCUGCCAGAAAGACACUGGGAACUUCAUGGAACAUGGACCUUCUUUCAUUUGACGUCUUCACUUUGGAAAAGCCACCCUUUAUAUUUCAUUCAUGCUCAAGCGGUCAGCAGGUCCUGGAUGAAGUGAGUGGACCUCUGCUCAAUCUUAGAGACUUUUGCUGAGUUCUAAGGUGUGUUUGGAGAACUGCCUUUGCUUGAAAGUGGACUAAGCUUA